This is a messenger RNA of Austrofundulus limnaeus, 4879 nucleotides long. It is a transcript of the gene tagapb, whose product is annotated as T cell activation RhoGTPase activating protein b. The transcript is spliced from 14 exons. The record is from RefSeq and is a predicted model, not a curated record. Gene Ontology annotation, molecular function: GTPase activator activity. The coding region runs from base 1602 to 4160 and encodes 852 amino acids. Lineage: Eukaryota; Metazoa; Chordata; Actinopteri; Cyprinodontiformes; Rivulidae. Gene Ontology annotation, biological process: signal transduction; regulation of Rho protein signal transduction.
UAGCGGUGCUCAGUGAGACGAGGAACGUGAGAUUUCGGGCCACCGUAUGAAAAUGAGUUUGACACACCUGGUCUAAAGCAAACUUUCACUCGUAACACUUUCAACUCUGCGAUGAAACUAACCGACUCCAGAACUGAGGAGACAUUUUGAGGGACCAAAGCUCUGAACUCCCUGGUCCAGAGGAGGUCUGAUUCUGCUGACUGAGACGUUUAAUCUAAUCAGGCUUUGUGGACGUGUUGCUGGUGAUGUAACCUCCUGACAAAAGGCCGCAUUGAUGAGCGAGGGCCACAAAGCAGCUCAGUGUUUCCUCCAUCCUCCAAAUCAUCUGCAGGCUUUAAUUAUGUUUCCCCUCCACGAGCUUCAGAGGAUUUUUGACGGGACGUUUAGCCACGAAACCUAAAAAAAAUCUCUGAACACCAGACGCUCUGAAAAGUAAUCAGAAAUAGACAUUUAUAUUUGAUGUUUUGACUCAUCCGCCCACUCAAAAACACUAAAACGUAGAUCUAUUGAUGACAGCAGAGGGGAAAAAGCGGUGUCGAUCGGUGCCAGCAAACAGCCGAAAUCAAGACAAGUCAUGAAAACAGAGGCUGGCUCUGAAAGGGCGCCACGCUGAGUUUUACAAACCGUUCAGACCUGAGCCAGCUCUGGAUGAUGCCCACUACAGGGUAAAAGGUUCUGUUUGUUUGUUUCACUGCUUCCUGGCUGGAGUUUCUCUAUCUGCUGGAAAGAAGUUGCAGAUCAGGAUCAGGUACAGGCAGGAAACCUGUCUAGAGUUUCAUGAAUAAAAGGACAACCAAUCAUCUUUUCUGUAUCUCAAAGCAGAGGAACUAAAUCAUGCUAUUUGAUUUUGUAAUUAUAAACAUUAAAUGGUAUAUAUUAAUCUUUAUUUGAUGUUUAUAAAUGAAGUUUUGCACCAGAAUCAGGCAGAUUUUUUUACCGCCGCCCGGUUAACCCUGAACAAUAGCAGUUGUUUGUUUUUAGCGGAGAUCUUUUUUACAUGUCAGGUCUACUGUGAGGAGUAUCAGGAGGACAAAACGCCUUUAUUGUUGUUUAGUUCGCGUGAGAAGCAGGGCAAGAGGAGGGUCUGGGGCUGGACUCUGAUUGGUCCGAUUCAAGAAGGUCUUUUUGAACAAUGUAGGCGAUGAGGUGUGUGUUUACCUGGUUUUUGUUACCUUCUCCUGGCAUAAACACCUACCUGGUCAGAACCGGUAGACAUUUUGGGGGUCCGCAGAUUUAUGGGACCCUGUUUGUUUGGGGGGGUCCGGACCGCGUUAAAUGGGGAUGAGCUGAGAGGCCCUAAUUGGACGCACAGCUGAUCUCAUUACGGGGGGAAGUGGGCCCCCGGCUGGAGUCCAGGCUGGGACGGAGACAGGGAGGUGUCUCUUGAAGAGGGGGUUUUAGUGUGGGGCACUGCAGGUCCAGGUCUGGCACAAAGCCCCCACUCUUUUGUGUGAUUGCCAGGCCUCCAUUGUUCAGACCCUCAUUAGCAGCACUUGCUAGACAAGGUUGUUUUCCCCAGUUUCUCCCAGCGGACUCUUCAACAAACUGAGAACUGAGCAAAGAAGCUCCAGUCCAGGACUUGAGGAGGACUCUGAGACACCAUGGACCCGUCAGGGCUCGAGGCUGCGGCCCUGAGGAGAGGGAGCUUUGAUGAUGCCGCUGUUUCCCUGCGUCCUCACUUCAGACACUUGGCUCAGAGGCGACGCUCGGCUCCAUCGCUCGUGUUUGGGAAAGCUCUGGGGAUGACGUGGUCUCCUAUCAGGGAGGAGGCUCAGAGCUGGGUGUCUGUGGACCAGAGUCCGUUCGUCCUCGGUCUGACCAGCGAGAACGGAGAGCUGCUGCUGGACGAGUGCGUCCAGGUCACAGAGGGGACGAAGACCAGGGAGAGACACCUUUUCCUCUUCACUGAUGCCAUCGUCUUUGCUAAACUAAAGUCAACGGCCAGCUACCGUCUGAAGCACAGAGUGAACCUCGAGGACGUUUGGCUUCACGGCCUGGAGGACGAGCAGGACGACGUCUGCGACGAUGAACCGACCGAAGACUUCGACGUCAGGCUGACGCUCGUCCUGGCCUGGGCUCUCACCAUUUGUCUCGUGCGUUUCCGCUCUCCUGAGGUGAAAGAACGCUGGUUAGAUACUCUUCACAGGAAAAUUAACGAGGCGAAAGCGAGGACCGACUGCUCUUCUCCGCCUCCAGACGUCCUCAUGAAGGUGUUGAGUGGCAGCAUCGCAAGCAAAACGCUAACAGGAGGAGGCAUGGAGCAGCUGAUUGAGCCUUUACCUGAGGGUGAUGUGAAGAUCUCGGUUCUGUCAAAGCAGAUGAACUCAGAUGAGCGACAGCCUUCUGAAACCAAGUGGAACGUGGUUCGGAAGAUGAAGCUCAGGAAAGGCUCCACCAAAGUGUGCCCCGCAGGGAAAGACUCCAAGACUCAGCUGUUUGGACGACCCCUCUGCCAGAUCUGCCCCGACGACGACUCCCUUCCCAAACCCAUCACAGAGCUGCUGGUGCUGCUGAGGAAGAGGGGCCCGUCCACCGAGGGGGUGUUCCGCAAAACGUGCAACAACCGGCUCAUGAAGGACAUCCGGGAGCAGCUGGACGCCGGCUCGCAGGUGGACCUGGAGGGUCAGCCGGUCAACCUGCUCGUCGGACUGCUCAAAUGUUUCCUGAAGGAGCUGCCCGGCAGCCUGCUCAGGGCCGGGUUCUACAGCAGGUGGAUGACGGCUCUCGAGCACCAAGACGCCCAGCAGAGAGCUCUGGAAGUCACAAAGGUGGUAGACGACCUCCCGGGUCCUAAUAAACUCCUCCUGCAGCAUCUGAUCUGCGUCUUGCAUCACAUCAUCGAAAGCUCCGACCUGAACAAGAUGGACGCCUGCAACAUGGCGGUGUGCAUCGGCCCCACGCUGCUGCAGCUGGACGACACGCCGCUGGACGGGCAGAGGGAGAAGAUGCAGAAGGUCACAGAGCUGACCCAGUUCCUGCUUGAGAACUUGAAGAUUCUCGGAGAGAAUAUCCCCAGUUUGCUGGACACUGAUGAAGACUCAGUUUCCUCGGUGCAUCACGACUCGGCGUACGACAGCACCGACCCGGACGGAGAUGGCGAGGCAGGAGAGAAGAUCGGGUCCGCACACGGAGACCGAGGCUCGUCAUCGUCGUACUCCUCCCUCAGCCCGAGCACCACCGCCUCUUCGUGGCGAUCCGACGCCGCGUUUGACGCGAAGAAGCCCUUCAGCCGCCGCUGCUCGGAGCCCACCAUCCACCUGACCGUGGGGCUGGAAAACUUCCACAGCCACUCCCGCAGCCACGAGGACUGCUCCGUGGAGAGGGCCGAGUUCGACGAGCAGCCUCUGAAGAAGCAGAUCUCAGAUGACUCCUUCUUGCUGAGGAGCCGCGGCGGAGCCAGCUCGGUUCUGUCGUUCCCAAAACUGAGUAGCACCUCCAACAUGGAUCCGCUGCCCUACAUGAGGACGGACUGCUCCUGCUCGUCCCUGGAGAGCUCCGCCUCCAACCAGUCGGAGAGCUCCGUUUUCACCAGCUCCCCAAUGGGGUCGCCGGGAUGCACCAAGAAAGCCAACGCCAAGCAGGACAUUCCCAGACCCAUUUCAGAGGAGAAGAGGCGAUCCCAGUCCAUGAGGGUGGGCUCUAAGGUUCUGAUGAGGACCAAGAGCUUGGGGGCUUUCAGCAGGAACAGCCUGAAGAAGGACUCUCAGAAGGACAAAUCGUUCCCGUGCGAGACGCUUCAGGAGGACUUGCAGAGCGAAGCAACAGCGGAGCUCCUGCCCAAACAGCGCCCCCUGUCUGCGAUCGAGGUGUUCAAGCACGUGGACAGCAAGCAGCCCUGCAGACCCCCCACCUACGAGCAGGCGCUGCAGAGCACAGGCCUCCCGCCGCUCUACGGCUCAAUGACCGUCCAGGACGCCAUGACGCUGGGGAGGAGGUCCCGUCCGUCCUCCGUGAACUACGAGUUCCCAGCCGUCAGGGACUACGUGUGCAACCAGGACUGCUUCAACCAGACUGCGCAGGACGGCAGCGAGCGGCGGCAGCCUUUCCGCCCGAGAGCCAUGUCCGAGUCUGUGUCAACGGGCCUGCACGAGGGGCUGUCCCGCAGGUGCAGCCAGCCCGUGUUCGAGGAAUUUCCUUACGCCAAGGAGUCUUAUGUCUGAUUUACUGUUUUCACAAAACAACAUAUGUUGGUUUGAUGUCACUGAGAGAGGCUAAAACGGACCACUCAAACCAGAAAGUCCCUCGUUUUUUGAUUCCUCAGAGUUUCAGUGAUAUAUUUACCCAGGUACAUGUUUUUUAAAACAGUAAAUUCAGUUUUAUAGUGACAGAUUGGCUCUAAUUUUUCACUUUUUUUAUUGUACAAAGGUUUUAUCAGUCUUUUUUUGGUUUGAGAUGAAUGAAUGUCAGUCAUGUGCAGCCUGUGUUGCACAUGCUCAGUAGUGCUUUUAAAGUACGACCAUUACAUUAUAUGUAGUUUUAAAGAUAGAUAUUUAGUCUAUCACCAUGAAGCUAUAAACACGCAGUUAACUGUGAAUGAAAUAUGCUAAAUUUGUGUUUUUCUUUAACGUUUUGCAGCCAUAAUGAUUUGUACUGUACACAAUAUUCAGCACACUGUGUUUUUGUCUGACUUUUCUGUCUUUUUGCUUUUUGUCGACACACUUCACUUUUCAAUCUUCCUCUUCCACUACACUGAAGCACUUUUACCAUGAUUUAUUAUGCUUUUCUUAUUUUUUAUGCUAAAAUGUAAAUACGUUGAGACACCAAUAGAUAAGAGAUGUUUUAUAUUUGUUAAGAGCUCUUUAAGAGUGUUGACUUAUUUGUAAAUGGUUCUUAGUUAACCGCACAAAUGGAAGAAAAAUAAAAUAUAAUACAUAAAAAA